Messenger RNA from Bacillus rossius redtenbacheri, 3699 nucleotides. RefSeq names its product moesin/ezrin/radixin homolog 1 (gene Moe). NCBI's taxonomy places the organism in Eukaryota, Metazoa, Arthropoda, Insecta, Phasmatodea, Bacillidae. Bases 1 to 1995 code for a protein of 664 amino acids. The record is from RefSeq and is a predicted model, not a curated record. The transcript is spliced from 10 exons. Gene Ontology annotation, cellular component: plasma membrane; cytoskeleton; apical part of cell. Gene Ontology annotation, molecular function: actin binding; cell adhesion molecule binding. Gene Ontology annotation, biological process: regulation of cell shape; positive regulation of protein localization to early endosome; regulation of organelle assembly.
AUGCACGCUCUCGCGUCAGCUGCUAUUCUCGUGCGGCGCGCGGAUCCCUCGCCUCCCCAUUGGCCGCGCGCGGUUCGAACGGCGCCACGCGAUUGGCCGGGCCCAAGGCCGCCCCCGCACACCCCCCCACCCGCCAUCCCCCACCACUCCUCUCUUCCCGCCGCUGACGGCUGCGGGCCGUUACAACGCUUCCAUAGUCCGCUGCAGACUGUUGGGUCGUGCGUUCGGUGCCGGUGUGUUGCUGUUCCGUUUCUGUUCCUGACUGCCGCCAACAUGGUUGCCGGAGGCAAGCUGAUGAACGUGCGGGUGACGACGAUGGACGCGGAGCUGGAGUUCGCCAUCCAGCAGACCACGACGGGCAAGCAGCUGUUCGACCAGGUGGUGAAGACCAUCGGCCUGCGCGAGGUGUGGUUCUUCGGCCUGCAGUACACGGACAGCAAGGGCGACCUCACCUGGAUCAAGCUCUACAAGAAGGUGAUGAGUCAAGAUGUCAAGAAGGAGAAUCCACUGCAGUUCAAGUUCAGAGCCAAAUUUUACCCAGAAGACGUCUCCGAAGAACUGAUACAAGACAUCACUCUUAGACUCUUCUAUUUGCAGGUGAAGAACGCCAUCCUGUCGGACGAGAUAUACUGCCCGCCGGAGACGUCCGUGUUGCUGGCUUCGUACGCCGUGCAGGCCCGGCACGGGGACUACAACAAGAGCCUGCACACGCCGGGCUUCCUCGCCAACGACCGCCUGCUGCCCCAGCGCGUCAUGGACCAGCACAAGAUGUCUCGCGAGGAGUGGGAGCAGAGCAUCACCACCUGGUGGAACGAGCACAAGGGCAUGCUUAGGGAAGAUGCGAUGAUGGAAUACUUGAAGAUCGCUCAGGACUUGGAAAUGUACGGCGUGAACUACUUUGAGAUCCGCAAUAAGAAAGGCACAGAUCUGUGGUUGGGCGUUGAUGCUCUGGGCCUCAACAUUUACGAAAAAGAUGACAAGCUGAAUCCGAAGACGGGGUUCCCGUGGUCGGAGAUCCGCAACAUAUCGUUCAACGACCGCAAGUUCAUCAUCAAGCCGAUCGACAAGAAGGCGCCGGACUUUGUGUUCUUCGCGCCGCGCGUGCGCAUCAACAAGCGCAUCCUGGCGCUGUGCAUGGGCAACCACGAGCUGUACAUGCGGCGGCGCAAGCCCGACACGAUAGACGUGCAGCAGAUGAAGGCCCAGGCGCGGGAGGAGAAGAUAGCCAAGCAGCAGCAGAGGGAGAAGCUGCAACUGGAGAUAGCCGCGCGGGAGCGUGCUGAGAAGAAGCAGCAGGAGUACGAGGAGCGGCUGCGCACCAUGUCGGAGGAGAUGGAGAAGAGGCAGCAGGACCUGAACAACGCCCAGGACAUGAUCCGGCGCCUGGAGGAGCAGCUGCGGCAGCUGCAGGCCGCCAAGGACGAGCUCGAGGAGCGCCAGAAGGAGCUGCAGGCGAUGAUGGAGCGGCUGGAGGCCAGCAAGAACAUGGAGGCGGCGGAGCGGGCCAAGCUGGAGGACGAGAUCCGCACCAAGCAGGAGGAGGUGAUGCGCAUCCAGAGCGUCGUCAGCGAGAAGGACGAGGAGACCAAGAAGCUGCAGGAGGAGGUGGAGCUGGCCCGCAGGAAGGAGGAGGAGAUGGCGCAGGCGCUGCUGGAGAAGAUGGCGACGCCGCAGCACCACCACGUGGAGGAGAACGAGCACGACGAGGACGACGAGAUGGUGAACGGGGACGUGAGCCGGGACCUGGCCACGGACGACAACAUCAUCGACCCCGUGGAGGAGAGGAGGACGCUGGCCGAGCGGAACGAGCGCCUGCACGACCAGCUCAAGGCGCUGAAGGAGGACCUGGCCCAGACACGAGACGUCACCAAGGAGACGCUGCUGGACAAGAUACACAGGGAGAACGUGCGCCAAGGCCGCGACAAGUACAAGACGCUGCGCGAGAUACGCAAGGGCAACACCAAGCGUCGCGUCGACCAGUUCGAGAACAUGUAGGCCGUCGCGCCGCACUUGUUCGUUAGAUGGCGAUGUAAGGGAACUGUUUUCAGUAGCAGCGGGGCCAGUUUGUAUAUUUUGUUAAAAAAAAAAAAAACUGACUAUCCACAUUAGUUAAAAUAGGACAAUGCCUGUUGAUCUGAUCUGUUCUGUUUGAUGAAAUUGUUACUCAGCACUAGUUUUACAUGGCACCCUGUGCUCGCGUCAGCUGCGAGAACAGGAGUACUUAAAGCUUUUUAUCUCUGGAUAGCUUCGUCCGUGUUAGUGAGAUAGGCUGAACGAGUAUUCACUAUGGCCUUACGUAAAGUUGAUUCCUGCAAAAUAACUUAGAAGACUGUUCCAGUGUGUAAAAAAGAAAAAAAAAAUUGAUUUAAUUGUUAAGGAAAUACAGGGCAAACUUGUAACGAGUAUGUCUGGUAUGUAGGAGUAUUUGCUGUGGACUCGGUUGGCGAGCGGGUUGUUUCUGUGGCCUAGCUGUGGACUAUCCAGUGACUUAAACCAAGUGCUCCUGAGACUAUCUUCAGUCCCCCCCCCUCCCCCUUCUGCCUGCUCUGCGGGAUUGUCGUCCUUCCCGCUUGCUUGCGAAACGCAGGGUUGCACCCGACUGUAAUUUGUAAAACUGUUUUAUCACAUUGUUAUUGUUGUAGCAUCGUGCGGAGAAAGUGACAAAAUGAAAUAAUAAAGGUUUAUUUUUGAUAUUCCAAUGUUUGAACCGUAGUGACGUAGCCAUUUUGCCCUGUAUUUUCAGUUAUCGACUUGGCAUGGUUAUUUGCACAACCUGUCGUGUGGGGAGGAUUGUGUAAAGUGAGAAGCUCAUAGUUGGUAGCAUUUACAUUUUCUUGCUCGGGAGUUGAGUGCGACAGUCGAGUGAUUAGGUAACAUAACUGUAGGGGGUUCUUCUAGCAUUCCAGUAAUAAUCAUGUAUUAGUUGGUGGAUUUACAAUAAUCCCAUUUGUUAGCAAUAAUGUUUACAUAUUCUGAAAAAAAGAAAUAUUAUCUUGGCCAUUUUGAGAAUUUUUAUUUAAUUUUAGUUGUAAGAAGUAUAUAAUGUGUUGUAAUUAUUUAUUUCUGAACUUGGCUUUCCAACAUUUCUCAUCUUUUGUAGUUACUUUACUGCUCAUUUGUAUCUACUGUUUGUCUUUUUUUUUAAAUAUAUAUAUUUUUGUGUUGCUGCUUUCUCGGAAAGCAGACUGGCAGUGCCAUCUAAAGCAAAGUAUUUCAUUUUCUCUUGUCCAUAACUACUUGGUUGGUGCUUUGUGAACACACUGUACAUAAUCCCUGGUGCACAGGAUUGUAACUUUUGUCGAGAAUUUUCAGACCAAAUAUUUUUUUUUUCAGCCAUGUUGCCUUUGGGAAAUGAAGAACUGCUGUUCAGGUUUUUCUGUAUAUCCUGUAAUUUGAAACCCAUAUUUUUCUUAUGUAGAGUAUAUCAAAGGUAUUCUUGUGUGUGGUAUGGGAUUAUUGCAUGUUCUUAUCAUAGGCCUUAAACAAGUGCAAAUUGUUUCCUAAAAAAAUUUUUACAGUUACUAAUCUAAAUCUGGUGAUUUUUUUCACAGAAAAUCCUUGAUUUUUGUCUUUAAUUUGUAUUGUUCAAACUUCUGUUUGUGUGUGUGAGAAUGUGUGAGGCCUUGAGAUUAUACUUUGCAAACUAAAAACUUGCUGUAGAUUCAAGGAACUGCCUAUGUAAUAAAUUUUCUUUCAUUA